UAUUUCCGCCAUACAAGUUUCCCCGGGAAGACGCUUUGGCGCGGAAUCUGUUGUUGUGACCGAAGAAUUCGUGCAAACAUUGAGAGUCUGCUCAGGUAGACAAAUGGCUCCGGUUUCAAAUACCGACAAAGACAUGGACAGUCCAACCACUGAUUCUGGGGAUGGCUGCGGCCUUGCUGCUACACGCUCCAGGAGGGAGAAGAGGGAGAAAGUUGGGCGCAAAUCAGCCUUGGAGCAGCUGAAAAGGGCCAAGAAGGGAGAGAAAGUGAAGUAUGAGCUGGAGGAGUUUGAGAAUGUGUAUGAAGAAGUGGAUGAGGCUCAGUAUUCGCGCAUGGUGCGAGAGCGACAAGACGAUGACUGGAUCAUUGACGAUGACGGGAUGGGCUAUGUAGAAGACGGAAGAGAGAUCUUUGAUGAAGAGCUCGCUGAUGACGCUCUGAAUCAGAAUGCUAAAGGAAAAGCAGGGGGUAAAGCUGGAGAUGCCAAAGACAAAAAGAACAUGAAGAAAGUAUCCCUGGCCAAACCCAACAGCAUCAAGAGCAUGUUUAUGAACAGCAACGUGAAGAAGCCAGCUGAGAAAGAUGUUGAUCUGUCCAAAGAUGACUUAUUGGGUGACCUUUUGCAAGACCUGCAUUCAGAGAAACCAGCCCUCCUCACGCCCCCGCCUGUUGUCACACUGAAGAAGAAGAAAACAAUGGGGUCCCCCAUGAACCCCUUCUCCGUUAGGCCUCAACCCCCAAAGGAGAUGCUGCCUGCUCCAGGGUCAAAGGUGAAAUCAUCAGUCUCUGCGGCACCAUCAGCCCCGGCAAGAAAGCCUCAACCCCAGGCCCCCAAACCAGCCCCUCUGGCCAAAGCCAUUAAAGUGGAGGAUCCAGAUCCAGAGGAAGAAGAGGAAGAGCCGCUGCAGUUUGACGAGGUGGACUUUGAUGAGCCGAUGGAGGUGGGUGACGAGGAUGUCGCAGAAGCAGUAGUGAAGACGGAGGCCAAAGCCAAGCCCGAGGUCAAACCCGCCGUGAAGGUCGAGCCCAAGAGUGAACUGCACGAUGCUAUGCUCAUCUCGGACGUAACGGGAGGCUGGGAGAAGAUGGAGGAGGACGAGGGGGCCAGCGAGGCCCCUGUGGAGGUGCAGGUGGACGCCAGUCAGCUCCCCCUGGUGGACGGCCCCGACGGGGACAAGGUGUUCCGCUUCUACUGGCUGGAUGCCUUCGAGGACCAGUACAGCCAACCAGGUGUGGUGUUCCUGUUCGGCAAGGUGUGGAUCGAGUCAGCCCGAGCCCACGUGAGCUGCUGUGUGGCGGUGAAGAACAUAGAGAGGACCAUGUACCUUCUCCCCAGAGAACACAAGGUUAAUUUGGCCACUGGGGAGGAGACAGACCAGCCAGUGGGCCUAAUGGAUGUCUAUCAGGAGUUCAGCAGUCUCUCAGAGAAGUUUAAGAUCAUGAAGUUCAAGUCCAAGAAAGUGGAGAAGAGCUACGCCUUUGAGAUCCCAGAUAUUCCCACGCAAAGCGAAUACCUGGAGGUGAGGUACUCGGCUGAGAUGCCCGCAUUGCCUUCUGACCUGAAGGGCUCCACGUUCUCCCACGUGUUUGGUUCCAACACGGCCAGCCUGGAGCACUUCCUCCUCAGCAGGAAGAUCCGUGGACCCUGCUGGCUUGACAUCAAAACCCCACAGCUGACCAAUCAGGCGCUGAGCUGGUGUAAGGUGGAGGCUGUGGCUCUGAAGAGUGAGCUGGUUUGCGUGGUGAAGGACCUGUCCCCUCCCCCCCUCGUCGUCAUGUCCCUCAGUCUGAAAACGGUGCAAAACCCCAAGACCCAUCACAACGAGAUUGUGUCGCUGGCUGCUCUGGUCCAUCACCAGUUUCCCCUGGACAAGGCUCCGCCCCGGCCGCCGUUCCAGACGCACUUCUGCGUGAUCAGCAAACCGAAUGACUGCAUCUUCCCGUAUGACUUCAAAGAGGCCGUGAGGAAGAAGAAUGCCAAAGUGGAGAUUGCAGGAACAGAGCGAGCGUUGCUGGGAUUCUUCCUGGCAAAGAUGCACAAGAUUGAUCCUGAUGUUUUGGUGGGUCAUGACAUCUUGGGUUUUGACCUGGAAGUACUCCUGCAGAGGAUCAGCUUUUGCAAGGUACCUCAUUGGUCGAAGAUCGGACGUCUGCGUCGGGCCAACAUGCCGAAAUUGGGGGGUCGUAGUGGCUUUGCAGAGAAGAGCGCCACGAGUGGGCGCUUGGUGUGUGACGUCGAGAUCUCAGCCAAGGAGCUGAUUCGCUGUAAGAGCUACCAUCUGACGGAACUGGCGUCCCAGGUGUUGAAGAUGGAACGUGCUGUGAUUCCUCAGGAGAACAUUCGGAACUUCUACGGUGACUCCCCUCACCUGCUGUACGUGCUGGAGCUCACCUGGAUGGACGCGAAGCUCAUCCUGCAGAUCAUGUGCGAGCUCAACGUCCUGCCACUCGCCCUGCAGAUCACCAAUAUCGCUGGAAAUGUCAUGUCUCGUACCCUGAUGGGCGGGCGAGCAGAGCGCAACGAGUUCCUGCUGCUCCACGCCUUCCACGAGAAGAACUACAUCGUUCCAGACAAGCAGUUCUUCAAGAAGCCCCAGCACGACCUGGCUGGGGAUGAAGACGAGGAUGGAGCAGGUAAAGGGGCUCCAAAGAAGGUGAGGAAGAAGGCUGCAUAUGCCGGAGGACUGGUGUUGGAUCCCAAAGUGGGUUUCUAUGAUAAGUUCAUCCUGCUGCUGGACUUCAACAGUCUGUACCCCUCCAUCAUCCAAGAGUUCAACAUCUGCUUCACCACCAUCCAGAGAGUGGCUUCUGCCAUGCGCAAGAAAACACAAGAGGAGGAGGACGCAGAUGAGAUUCCUGAGAUUCCGGACUCUGACUUGGAGAUGGGAGUCCUUCCCAAGGAGAUCCGUAAGCUGGUGGAGCGCCGUCGGCAGGUCAAACAGCUGAUGAAGCAGCCAGACCUCAACCCUGACCUUCACAUGCAGUAUGACAUCAGACAGAAGGCUCUGAAGCUGACGGCCAACAGCAUGUACGGCUGCCUGGGCUUCUCCUACAGUCGCUUCUAUGCCAAACCUCUGGCCGCCCUGGUCACGCACAAAGGCAGAGAGAUUCUGAUGCACACCAAAGACUUGGUGCAGAGGAUGAACCUGGAGGUCAUUUAUGGAGACACGGAUUCCAUCAUGAUUAACACCAACAGCACCAACCUGGACGAAGUCUACAAACUUGGCAACAAGGUGAAGAGUGAGGUGAACAAGCUGUACAAGCUGCUGGAGAUUGAUAUCGACGGCGUGUUCAAGUCGCUGCUGCUGCUGAAGAAGAAGAAGUACGCGGCGCUGAUGGUGGAGAACCACGGCGACGGCCGCUUCACCACCAAGCAGGAGCUCAAGGGCCUGGACAUCGUGCGCAGGGACUGGUGCGGCCUCGCCAAGGAGUGCGGCAACUACGUGAUUGGUCAGAUUCUGUCUGACCAGAGCCGAGACACCAUCGUGGAGAACAUCCAGAAGCACCUGAUCGAGGUGGGCGAGAAGGUGGCCAGUGGCGAUGUGCCUCUCAACAUGUUCGAGAUUCACAAGGCUCUGACUAAAGACCCUCAGGACUACCCCGAUAAGAAGAGUCUUCCCCAUGUGCACGUGGCUCUGUGGAUCAACUCUCAGGGGGGCAGGAAGGUCAAAGCUGGGGACACGGUCUCCUACGUCAUCUGUCAGGACGGUUCUAACCUGGGGGCGAGCCAGCGAGCCUACGCCCUGGAGCAGCUCCAGAAGCAGGACGGCCUCACCCUGGACACGCAGUACUACCUGGCCCAGCAGGUGCAUCCUGUGGUGGGCCGCAUCUGCGACCCCAUCGAGGGCAUCGACGGUGUGCUCAUCGCUACCUGGCUAGGGCUGGACCCCGGUCAGUUCCGGGCUCAGCAGCGGCAGCAACGGGAGGAGGAGACGGACGGCCUGUUGGGGGCGCCAGCGCAGCUGACGGACGAGGAGCGUUACCGUGACUGCGAGAGGUUCUCCUUCACCUGCCCCCAGUGUGGCACCGAGAACAUCUACGACAACGUCUUCGAAGGAGCGGGCACGAUGAUUGAGCCGAGUCUGCUGCAAUGCUGCAAGGUGUCCUGUGGGGGGCGCCCUGUGGACCACCACACCCAGAUCAGCAACAAGCUGCUGCUGGACAUCCGCCGCCACAUCAGGAAAUACUACAGCGGCUGGCUCCAUUGUGAGGACCAGGCUUGUCCCCAUCGCUCGCGUCGGCUGCCCAUCUUCUUCUCCCGCAGCGGCCCAGUGUGCCCCAGCUGCUCCAAGUACACACUCAGGCCAGAGUAUUCUGAGAAGGCCCUGUACAACCAGCUGAGCUUCUACAGGUUCAUCUUUGAUUGGGAUUACGCCUUCAACAAGGUCCUCACAUCAGAAGACAGAGCGAUAGCGAAGGGCCGCUGGGCGCUGGAGCGUCAGGCGUAUAAGAAGCUAAAGGACGUGGUGGACCGCGCCCUCGCCUCCAGCAGCUACUCGGAGGUCAACCUGGCCAAACUCUUCCAGGCCUUCACCGCUCUCAAGUAGCACCGCUGCGUCUCUCCCCCUCCCCCCCCCCUCUCCCCCUCUCUCUAUCUCUCUCUUCCUCUAUCUCUCUUUCUCUCUGUCCCUCCCUCCCUCUCUCUCCCAAACGUGUGGGCACCAGGCCUGAUGUGCGGGUCUGGACUCCCAAGCCUGCUUUUACCUCAUGCUGGUGAGACUCAAAAAAUCAGAAAGCUCACCACUCUUGUGCUGUCACCUCAGGUUUAAAAUUCUGUCUAUGUAUAUAACAAAAGUUAUAAAAAAAGUUUCCAUUUAAAGGACUGGGUGCUAUUUUUAUUGAUGAAACGUCUCAACAAAGCCUCCCUUAAUCCCUUUCAUUUUAUAGAACCGACCCCAUGAGGUUUGAGUAGAAUGACUCCAGUUCUCGGCCAGUAUCUAAUCUGAAUUAGGUCAUCCUUGAGUGCCGUGGACUAUUAACCAGCCGUGGCAUUACCCUCUCCUUUUGUGUUAUUUAAGGAACUGCAUAGUAUGACCACGUUCGGACGAGGCACAUGUGAAUACGCUUGGGGGUCGCAGGUCAUGUUCUAAUGGCGGCUGGGUGCGUAAUGACCACAUCUCCAGCCAUCUUGGGCUAUUUGAGUCCAAAUCAAUCACCUUGACCCCCCCCCCCCCCACGUUCUCAUCGUCCGUCUAGUUCUUCUCACCCGUCUCUCUUUAAUCGGCGACGAUUCCCUGGCGAAACUGGCUCGUCAUGAGAGGAUAAAGACCCUCUCAGGUGGACCCCCUCCGCAUCACCCGUGUCACAAAAAAAACCCUAUGCACUUUCCCCCCUACACACACACACACACCCCUACGUACCCCGGGAGUGUCCAAGGGAAUAUCAAUCACGACUAAGUUACGGGCAGAUUGGAGCUCGCGGGCCUGCUUGAUGGGAUCUGUGGAUCCCUGCCCUGUAAUGACAUCUCUCAUCACAUAACCCCCCCCCCCACACACACACACACACACACACACACACACACACACACACACACACACACACACACCACUACCACUACAACCCCAGUCCCAUUCACUGGCCAGCAAUUAGCCAAUGACACAUACAAUACCCACAAUGCCUUUGAUUCUGGAGAUGUUUCUUCCAAUUUUACUGUGAUUGGACCCUUGUUUGAAUGAGUCUCGUUUGAUGCCUUUGGGCUUUUUGACUAAAGGCAGAGGAGUGACUAGCUGGAGAGGAUUGAGGUGGUGGCAUUUGGGUGGUCUCUAUGGUCCAGCAGGUGUCUGAAGUCAUAUCUAUGUCAUGUAUAAGUGUGUUAAGUUAGCCCUUUGUUGCUUUUGUGGGAGGAGGUUUUAAUGUCGUGUGCAUUUAAUGUCUGCAAUGUUUUGUCCAUUUCUACAUUUAUGUCGCUGAUUUGUCUUUGUUUAUUCUGUAGUAACCAGAUUGUGUUGAUAAAUUGUGUAAUAUGUUUUGAUAUAUGAACUUAAAUAAAAAUGGUUAGUAUUG
This is a messenger RNA of Alosa sapidissima (American shad), 6002 nucleotides long. RefSeq names its product polymerase (DNA directed), alpha 1 (gene pola1). The transcript has 37 exons. Gene Ontology annotation, cellular component: alpha DNA polymerase:primase complex. NCBI's taxonomy places the organism in Eukaryota, Metazoa, Chordata, Actinopteri, Clupeiformes, Clupeidae. Gene Ontology annotation, biological process: mitotic DNA replication initiation; lagging strand elongation; leading strand elongation. Gene Ontology annotation, molecular function: pyrimidine nucleotide binding; single-stranded DNA binding; purine nucleotide binding. The record is from RefSeq and is a predicted model, not a curated record. The coding region runs from base 104 to 4546 and encodes 1480 amino acids.